GUGGCGUUCCUCACGAACCGGUGCUUUACACUAGUACGUUCAGGCCCAGUCAAAACAAUGCAGCUUAAAUGGCGUCUACAAUUUUACAAUAACUAACAGCUCCCGUCGACCUCUCCAUUCUUUGCUGGUGUUGUAUUUUGGGGGCAGCUUUAUUCACCUGUUCGCCGUGGUUUGCUACGUUGUUGGCUGUCUGGGUUCGUGCUAGUCCUGCGGUUAUUUUUGUUCGCCGGAGAUGGAGGCGGCUAGCGGGCGGCUGGUGUUGUGUAGAGAGGGGAGCGGCUGAAAGCAGCAGAGAGUUUAACAGACAGCUGUGCACAUCGGAGGGCGGGAAGAGGGAGUUGCAAUUAAAAAGAACGCCUUUCAUUACCCCCUGGUUGCCAUGGUGGAGUAGGUUCGAGUCCCGUCAUGGCUCCGUGCUCUGUGGUGGCGGCCUGCCGCAGCCUGGCCCUUUCUACGUGGCUGCUGUCCUUCUGCUUCGUACACCUGCUAUGCCUCGACUUCACCGUGGCCGAGCGUGAGGAGUGGUAUACGGCCUUUGUCAACAUAACCUACGUGGAGCCCGCCACCAAGAUUGUCCGUACUGACAAAACCGAAUGCGGCCGCUACGGGGAGCAUUCGCCAAAGCGGGACGCCAAGGGGGUGGUGGUCCUGCCCGCCGCCCCGCACGACCGCCAGGCCUGCAACUCCAGCACCUCGUUCUCGGCACCGGCCCAUGCCGGGGCCUGGGUGGCUCUGAUCGCCCGGGGCAACUGCACCUACAAGGACAAGAUCCGGCACGCCGCCGAGAACAACGCUUCGGCCGUGGUGAUCUUUAAUGUGGGCUCCGCUAUUGCCAACGACACCAUCACCAUGCCUCAUCCAGGCACUGGCGAGGUGGUGGCUAUCAUGAUCCCGGAGCUCAAAGGUCGCGAGGUGGUGGCGCUGCUGGAGCGCAACGUGACGGUCACCAUGACGAUCACCAUCGGAACAAGGAACCUGCAGAAGUAUGUGAGCAGGACAUCGGUAGUGUUCGUGUCCAUCUCCUUCAUCGUGCUGAUGAUCAUCUCACUGGCCUGGCUGGUCUUCUAUUACAUCCAGAGGUUCCGAUACGCAAAUGCACGUGACCGCAACCAGCGGCGCCUUGGUGACGCCGCAAAGAAGGCCAUCAGCAAGCUGCAGGUGCGCACCAUCAGAAAGGGUGACCAGGAGACUGAGGCUGACUUUGACAACUGCGCAGUUUGUAUUGAAGGCUACAAGGCCAAUGAUGUGGUCCGCGUCCUGCCUUGCAGACAUUUGUUCCACAAGCACUGUGUGGACCCAUGGCUGUUGGACCAUCGCACAUGUCCCAUGUGCAAGAUGAACAUCCUGAAGGCGCUCGGCAUCGCUCUGAACGCAGACUGUCUGGAUGACCUGACGUUGGACUACGACUUGGCCCUGGGUGGCGUGGCUGGGGUUGGCAUGGGUGGUGUCGGGGCCUUGGCACUGGAGGCUGUGGUUUCUGGGGCGUCCAGUGAUGGCACACUAAGCGAGGGCGGCUCCUCUGUGGUGUUGGACCCCGGGAUGCGACGAAUGGGACUGCCGCAGGACUACCAGGACCCCGACACCCUAAGGGACAGUCCUGUGACCGCCACUACCGGCACGCUCACAGGUGAGCUCCAGCCGAUGGCGAGUAGUGCUUCCGUGGCAUCGCUGGUCAUCGCUGUGGAAACUCGUCUAUCAGAUGAGGAGGGGCUCAUGGAACAGCCCCAGAUUGGGGACAAGUCUUGAGAGUUCAUGGCGAUGCCAUCGCAAGAGACAACAGAGAGGCGUUCUGUAAAUAUGAGAACGUGUUGGGGCACAGCCGCCGAGACGGAUAAAGAUUGUCAUCUAUUUUGAUACCAGAAAAGACGUUUAUUUUUGUAACGCUCACAACCAGCAGCCAAGACUGACUGACCCCUGCCUCACCCCAGUCCUCCCCCUUGCAGCAGUGCUGGUCGUCAGCACGGUUCUGUCAUGUUCUUGUACAUAUUGAACAGCAUGAGGCUGACCUUGUUUGGGGGGGGAAUUGAUCACUUUUGGGAUGAAUAUGUAAUGCGCUAAAUGUUUUGCCUGGCUGUCUUGUUUUAAUUCUCUUUCAGAACAUUUUAAAUGUCGAUUAUUUCACAUGUCCUGGACUGAACUUGCAUCCAAAAUAAAAAAAAACUACCAUUGGUUGUGUGAAGUGUACAGUAGACAUGAUGCCUUUCAAUUGUACACUCUGGAAAUAUGUUCUUCCUUACUUUCUUGGGUCAAAUGAACAAUAUGUUUUUUUGUUGAGAGCUGGGAAAUGCAAGCUUUGUUUUUCCAUUGUCCCUUCAACAUUUAAAGUUCUUCCUAAAAAUGCUGGCAAGCUUUCAGUUCACCAUCUCAGUGGAGUACCCUAUACAUUUUAUUUUAGCACUGUAGUAGUAUAUGAUAAUAAUGAUGCACUGUCAUGGCCUCUUCUGGGAAUGGUGUUUUAAUUAAACCUAUCUCUGUUGUGUUGUAAACUUUUGUUUUCUCAUCCAGUUUGGGAUUAGGGAGGACCAAAAAGACACAAACAGAAAAAGUGUAAUCUUUCACAUUUCACCACACAAUAAAACUACAGCGAUUUUGCAGCUCCACAUCAGCCAUAAAGAUGGAACAGUAAUAAAGGUUUGU
Molecule: messenger RNA, 2637 nt
Organism: Dunckerocampus dactyliophorus (ringed pipefish)
Lineage: Eukaryota; Metazoa; Chordata; Actinopteri; Syngnathiformes; Syngnathidae
Gene: rnf150b
Product: ring finger protein 150b
Exons: 7
Coding region: 406-1746 (446 amino acids)
Source: RefSeq, a predicted model, not a curated record